This is a messenger RNA of Magnolia sinica, 1598 nucleotides long. RefSeq names its product heavy metal-associated isoprenylated plant protein 47-like. The record is from RefSeq and is a predicted model, not a curated record. The transcript is spliced from 2 exons. The coding region runs from base 142 to 468 and encodes 108 amino acids. Lineage: Eukaryota; Viridiplantae; Streptophyta; Magnoliopsida; Magnoliales; Magnoliaceae.
AAAAGAUUUAUUUUUGGGUAAUUUCAUUUGGGUCUUGUGAAAUAUUCUUUGUUCUGAUGUGUAUGUGUGCAGGGACGGAAACUAGUCUAGGUUUUUAACUUGGUCUUGUUUGUACAGAAAAAGAUAGUACUGAAAGUCCACAUGAAUUGCGAGAAAUGUCGAAAGAAGGCAUUGAAGGCUGCAUCUAUACAAGGCGUAUCUAAGGUGGAGAUUGGAGGGAAGGAACAAGAACAGAUUGUGGUGGAAGCAGAGGGAGUUUGUCCUGCUAAGCUGGCUAGGCUUUUGCAGAAGAAGUUGGGCCACGCAGAAAUAAUGACCGUAGAAGAGGUGAAGCCAAAGCAAGAAAAGAAGGAGCCCAAAAAAGAUGACCCACCUCAAUGGACACAACAUUACUAUCAAUAUCCACAGUACGUUGCGGGAUAUCAGACCGUUUACGAACCAAGUCCUGGUGUUUGUUCUCUCAUGUGAGGGUAUGUCUGAUUUUUCUGUAUUUGUGUUCUUCAUCUAUUUCCUUACAAAUGUGGUGUAGGUUAUACUAGGACGAACUUCUCUAAGCAUGUAGAGGGGAGCCCAUCUACUGGCCACCCUAUGUCCCCAAGUGUCACACGUGGUGUGAGAUCCAAGCCGUCCAUUAGAUGGAUCUCACCGUGAAGAAACCCAUUACUAUAAAAAGUUUGCUGGUCCACCUGAUGAAUCGAGCUACAGUUUACUAAACAAAUAGAUGGCCAAAUAAGCUUUUCUAAGCCAUUCAUUUGCUUGCUAGAUUAGUGGAUUGGCUUUAUUUUUGGUACCAUGGCCCAAAAUACUGGGGGUAAAGCUAUGUUGAUAUAGUUUAUUACCAUUUCUAAGUGGUGGUGAUCUAUCCACGUAUACACGGCAUAGUGUCAUACGGGAAUGACAAUUCCAAAUGUCUGACCCUUGGGACGUCUACCGUUGGUCACAGACAAAAAUCGAAUGGACUAGACGAUCUAACCCAUCUGAUUUCACCCGUUGAAUUGAUAUCCAUGAAUUUUUAUUUUUAUUUUUUUUAAAAAAAAAAAAACACUAUCCAAAAGCAGCCAACCAUUGGAUGGUUAGAAUAGCUUGAUAUCUGUGUGGGUUAUGAUCCAUCCACUUGAUACUACCAUUUGGAUGAUAUGGAACAAACUCCAGAUGCAUGGCAGAUGAUAUAUUCAUCACCGAUUAGAAAACGAUGUUCCGUUGCUAUUUUGUUUAAGGUCAAGAUGCUACCAGAAGAGGAAUUAGAUAGUCAUGAUAGACGCGGAUUAGCUACUGAUGGCUUCAGUAGGCAGGUUCCCUACUGAAGUGACGUCACCAAGUUCUGUGGGCCCCACCAUGAUGUAUUGUAUGUGUUGUAUCCACACCGUCCAUUAAUUUGGCGAGAUCAUUUUAGGGCAUUUGAACCAAAACAAAGCAGAUCCAAAGCUCAGGUGGAACCCAUACAUGAACUAAGGAAAACACAAGUAUCUGCUUAAUGGAAAAGUUAUGUGGCUCCUAAGAAGUUUUUAACAGUAGGUGUUCAAUCCUUACUGUUUUCUGUAGUGGGUUAACUUGAGCUUUGGAUCCGUCUCUUUCUCUAGCUCAUGCCAUGAAAUGAU